UAAUUCCCCCUCUUGUACCGGAAUGUCAAUCAAAUGAAAACAAAAAAAGCGGCGUGAGAAAACUGAAAAGAACGGGCAUCCAGUGCACAUUUCAAGCUUAAUUUCGAUGCAUUGAACGGCGGCGGCGCACCGAAAACAGGAGGCGCAGGAUUACGGAUACGGAAGCUAUGGAAACGGCCAGAAUGGAGACGGCGAUGGAGACACAUUUUAUGGCCAAAAUGGGGAAGUGGAUGACCCCUGAGGAGGAGGCGCGUCAAAAGUUCAUCAUGAGGGAGCGGGACCGCGAGCGGAAACGGAUCAAGCGCAUGAAUCCCGAGUACAGGCAGAUGGAACGAGAGCGGGAUCGGUUCCGCAAGCUGACACCCAGGCCCAGUCUGAUGACCCCCGAGGAGGAGGCCCGCCACAAGUUCAUCAUGCGGGAGCGGGAUCGCGAGAGGAAGCGGAUCAAGCGCCUCAAUCCCGAGUACCGGCGAAUGGAACGCGAGCGCGAUCGAUUCCGCAAGAAGGCACGACGUGCUAACGUAGCAUUUUUCCAAUAUUCUAUAUUAUCUAUAAACAUAAUCCCACACUCGAACACUCGAUUCACACGACACACACACACACACUCACAUGGCUUGAGAGAUUAGGGGGUAGGGGCUUAGAAGAUCCCAGGACCGUUGACACUUCUUGAACCCUCCAAACCAGACAAACUCCCACAGUUUCUGUGACCUAAAACACUAUGCUUUAAUAUGUUUUCCCCCAUUCUGUUUCUGUAUGCGCCUACAGUUGACCCCCGAUGAGGAGCUGCGACUGAAAAUGAUCCAAAGGGAGCGGGAUCGAGAAAGGAAACGAAUCAAGCGAAUGAAUCCGGAGUACAGAAGGCUGGAGCAGGAACGUGACAGGGAUAGGAAAAAGGCUCGUAGGGCCAACGAGGCCUUCAGGCAGCUGGAAAAGCUAAGGGAUAAGAUCCGAAAGGAUCGAAAGAAGGGCUUGCUUGUCACGGAUCCGACGCAGCUGCCGCCGGAAUUCGCAGCCAUGAUACCGCCAGUGCCUGUGGUUAAGCCCGAAGUAGGUGUGUCACCAGCCCCGCCCCCAGGCCAGCAGCAACCCACGCCACAGCUGCAGCAACAGCAGCAGCAACAGUUGCAGCAACACCAGCAGGUGCCACAGCAACAGCAGCAGCAUCAGCAGCCUCCGCCCACGCAUCUGCAGGAGCAGCAGUUGAGUCACCAGCUCGCGCAUCAGCGGAACCGAAUGAUGUCUAGCCAACUCACCCAACUGGCCACGCCCCCCGCCCAUGCCUCGCACCUACAGCAGCUGAAUAAGUUGCAGCAACUCUACCCGCCACGCAGCUUUGGCCACCCCGCUUUACCUAUCGCUGGUGUGACGCUGAUGCCGCAGCUUUGUCAUCCCAUCCUGCAUCAGAACCUCAGCGCUACUCUGUAUGCAGGUCCACCGAAUGGCAUCAAGCAGGAGUAUGGACAGGAUAUCUCCGCCUCGGCUAUGGCUGCUGCGCAGGCGGCGGCACUGGCCUCGCUGAGGAAUCCGCAACAGCAGCAGCAACAGGAUGAUUCAGAAAUGGUCAUUAGUCUCGAACCGGAGAUAGUUCUCCAGACAGGUCCCGAUGUAAAUCCCGCCCAGCCACCUCCGCAGCAACAGCAUCUUUUCAGCGCCCAUCAGCACCAGCAGCAGCAACAGCAGCAGCAGCAGCAGCAACAUCAUCUGCAGCAGCAACAGCACUGCAACAUGUUCCAGCAUAUGGCCCCUCAGGCGCACAUGCAACACAUGCGCUCACUGCCGCCUCCGCCGCCGCCCCCCUCGCUGACCUUGCCACCCCUGCCGCCCCCGCCACCUACAACUCACCAGCAACAACAGCAACCUGCGCCGCCACAGCAACUGCAACAUGCUCCGCAGUGAGCGAUUCUCGCCUGUAGUUCUAAGCUCAACCCUCUAGCCAGCUAAACGCAUCCGAAAGUUUGAGGGCACACACACCUGGAGUUGUGAUCGAAUUAGCUAUGUGAUUUACAAUUCCAUUUGCCUAAAUGUAUUACGUUGCCAUAAUUGCUCGAGUACGAAAUGGUAUUUGUAAUUACAAAUCUAACAAGCAUUCAAGCAGAGAGCUAUGUGGUGCUGAAAAUGCAAUAGAAACUAUUCUUAUUAUACCCGUUACUCGUAGAGUAAAAAGGUAUACUAGAAUCGUUUAAAAGUAUGUAACAGGCGUUUUCGACCAUAUAAAGUAUAUAUAUUAUUGAUCAGGAUCAAUUGCCGAGUUAUCUGACCAUGUCCGUCUGUCCGCAUUAACGUCGAGAUCUGAGGAACUAUAAAAGCUAAAAAGUUGAGAUUCAGCACACACAUUCUAGGGAUAUUUUUGGAUAUUUUUCCAUAAUUUUUCAUUAGUCUUGUAAAUGUCUAUCGAUUUGACAAAAAACCUUUUUCCCACGCCCACUCUAACGGCGCCGAACCUUUCACGCCCACACUUUUAAACAAUUUGUAAUUUUUUUCUCAUUUUAUCCCUCCCAAUACCUAACGAUAUCCUAGAAAAAUUAUAUUUCGCGUUCGCAUUCACACUAGCUGAGUAAUGGGUAUCUGAUAGUCGGGAAACUCGACUAUUUCAUUCUCUCUUGUUUUUUUUUUAAGAAAUUUUUACUUCCAAAGUGAAACUUGUUAGGUUAUUUUUUAGUGUAGAAAGGGAAUUAUUUUUCUCAAAACAAUUCAGUUUUAUCAAUAGGACACAGCAAAUCUUCCCUACUUUUUGUUCGAAUUAUAUGCAAAAACAAUUGCCAUUUUAAAUCCUAUUUACAUUGUCGUCAAAAAUAGUUUAUUUUGUAUCUUUGGACUAAAAACACAUUGUGAUAAAAUGCACCAUGAGCUUUAGAGCAGGUGCCAAAACAUAAAAUUUUCCUGUAAUUCCUCAUUCAUUUUAGGUUGGUAGAUUAUUGGUUUUCCUACAACGACUCUUAUUCCUAUUUUGUCACAACUCCAAUAGAUGUGUGCCAAGACCUCAUACGCACACACUCGCACUGAAACACACCCAUGUUUAUUUUAAAGUAUGUUAAGUAGACGCCAUUUUAAAAAUGCCGAUACGUAUUAUGUUGCGUUACGCAAUCCGCAUUACGUUUCUUAAGUGCUUAAGGGCUUCCCCGUCAUAACUUUUUAUGUCGUCAUCGUUUCAAGCAUUUCUCUGUUUUUUAGAUAUGUACGUAUAUUGUUUAGCUAAGUGAUAGGAGACACAAUACUUGCAAGUUUAGGAUGAUACGAUCUACAAUACGAAUUAACGAUAACUGUAUACCUAUAUGAUAUAAUGAUAUAGUAUGGCCAGCCGCAAAAUAAUUAUUACGAAUUUAUGCGCAGAAAAGAGCAAAAUAUAAACAGCAAGCGAUUGCUGAAAAUGG
Messenger RNA from Drosophila melanogaster (fruit fly), 3371 nucleotides. RefSeq lists its product as uncharacterized. The record is from RefSeq and is marked reviewed. The transcript is spliced from 3 exons. The coding region runs from base 168 to 626 and encodes 152 amino acids. Lineage: Eukaryota; Metazoa; Arthropoda; Insecta; Diptera; Drosophilidae.